Molecule: messenger RNA, 1188 nt
Organism: Pogona vitticeps (central bearded dragon)
Lineage: Eukaryota; Metazoa; Chordata; Lepidosauria; Squamata; Agamidae
Source: RefSeq, a predicted model, not a curated record
AUGGCAUGCUUAUUGCUCCUCCUACUUUCCUCACUGGCCUUGGGUAUUCAUUCAGAAAUAAAACAGGAAGUAGCAGAGACUGUCCACUUUGUGGAGUCAAACUGGUCUGCAGAUGAUACUGUGCCACCUGAGAAGUUGGUCCUCAUCUGCAACAUAUCUCAGGAAGAGGCUGAUUCUGUAUAUUGGACGAAAAACCAGAAAUGGCAAGGAAAUGGCAAACACCUGCAGAUCACAGUCCAGGAGCCUCCAGAUGCUGGCAACUAUUUCUGUUGGAGCAAUACCACACAUGAGCUUUUAACAAACGCUACUGUAUACCUCACAAAGAUAUAUCCUAGUGGGGAAAUAGCUAACCCAAUUCUGAGACGUCUUCCAGUCCAGGAGCCUCCAGAUGCUGGCAACUAUUUCUGUUGGAGCAAUACCACACAUGAGCUUUUAACAAACGCUACUGUAUACCUCACAAAGAUAUAUCCUAGUGGGGAAAUAGCUAACCCAAUUCUGAGACGUCUUCCAGAAAGCAAGAUCUACUUCAAAUGUACAGCAAACAAUUACUCCGGGAUAUUCACAUGCAUUUGGAUUUCAGCUAUCAAGGAAACAGAGCUGAUGUUUAAGAUUGGAAGUCAUAUGAAGUCUCAAGGAAAUGCUUCAGAAGAGAUAGUUUGUGAUGAACCUGUGAAUGAUUCCAGUGAAAGAAAUCUAAAAAGGUACUCAGCUUCCUGCAGAAAACAAAAUAGUACUUGUCCUUCCACUGAAGAGUACCAACCGAUUGAGAUGGUUCUACAGGUUUUUCAUGGAUUUGUAUAUGAAGACCACAGACACACCUUCUUCAUCAAAGACAUCUUAAAGCCUGACAUAUCUGAAUGCUACAAUAACAAGGGCUUAUUGACAUGGACACCGCCCCAGACUUGGAGCACUCCAAUUUCUUAUUAUGGGCUGACGUACCAGAUAAAAAUGCAUGGACAGAUCUGUGAGGUUUCUAGUGCUACGAUACUUCAAAAUGAAAAUACAUUAAGUUGCUACAACCGAAGAUGUUCACGCGAGACAUGUGUUAUUCGAUCCAGGGAUCGCUAUAACAUAAAUUCUGCUUGGAGUAACUGGUCUUCGUGCAAUAAUGGAAUGAAUGACAAGCCAUCCCAUCACAGGCAUGAAGACAAAGCUAAAAUCGAGCCAUGCAAAUGUCAGAAGAAUUAA